This is a messenger RNA of Tetrahymena thermophila SB210, 1866 nucleotides long. Its product is annotated as zinc finger, C3HC4 type (RING finger) protein. Lineage: Eukaryota; Ciliophora; Oligohymenophorea; Hymenostomatida; Tetrahymenidae. The transcript has a single exon. The record is from RefSeq and is a predicted model, not a curated record.
CAGUCUUAAUCAAACUCAACUUUUAAAAAGCAAAAAAAUUGCAAAUUAUAAAAUUAUAAAUUUUUUGAUAAGUAUAAUUUCAUAAUUAAAAACCAAUUAAUAAAUAGAUUGAAAAAAUUUUUUUUUUCAAUUUUUAUAAAUACAUCUGAAAGGAAAUAAAUAACACAAGGCCUACUUACUGCCUUCUCUGCUUUAAAAUUCUACUUAAACUUUUCAUUUCAAACAAAUUUUUAUUGCUAACUUUAGAUGGAUAUUAUAAGCUCUGAUAAUAACUAAUAUUUUUGCGAGACUUGUUAGAUGUACAUUUAAACUUCUUUACAGCCAAUACAUUCGACUUUUUGUCAAGGAGUUUCUCCAUAGGAUAUUAAUUUGUACAGUGAUAGCUAAGUAUACGAACUGAGCAGAAUGAUGUAAGAAUACAACUUAUUUGAUUACUAUUUAUCUUUGGACUUUAAAACCAACUCUACCAACUAGAGAUAUAUUUUCGAAGACUAUUUUCCUGAUGAUACCGAUUAAAUUGAUACUUAAUCUUAAACUCCUCCUAGCCUUCCAAAUCAAACUUAGCAAUAAUUUUCCAAUAAUUAAAGUUAGUUUUCAUAAUAGAAUAAUAGCUAGCAAUAAUUUUAGUAGCCAUAGAUUAAGGUAACAGGAGGAAAUUUUUAAGGAAAUCAAAACCAGGCUUAAACUUAAAGAUAGUUAUAGACUAAUUAAGAAUCAAACACUUCUAGAUAAAAUACAUAUUAAGCAUAAUAUAACAGAAAUAAUUCAAGUCAACUAUAAAGUUAGCAAGUCAAUGCUCCCUAAAGAUUAUGUUAAGCAAUACAAGGUUAAUAUAAAACUCCUGUAGUUAGUUAAAAUAGUUGCUAGAAGUAAGGCAAUUAGACUAAUUAUUUGAGUGGAAAUCCUUGUAAUUUAACUAAACAACAAACAUAAAAUUAGAACUACGAAGAUAAUUUUGAUGACACGUACUAAUGUCAUUAAUGCUAUGACUAUGUUAAAAUUUCCGAUUACUCAACUCAUUAAGCAGAAUGCAGAAAUUAAUAUAUAAAGUGCAAAUAUUGCAAUUCUUUCUAUCCAUUUAGCUUGAUAAAUUAGCAUGUUUUGUUUUGUCAGAAAUAAAAUAAUCAAAUGCAAUAAUAAUAAUCAUCUUCGAUUAGAUCUCAGAAAAAAUUAAAUAAUUAAAACACUUAGACAAAAAAUAACGGUUAUGAUACUGAUGAUUUUGAAGACAAUAGAGACAUUGAUGAGCAUAAUAGUGCUGACUACAAUAACAGUGUUUAUGAAAAUUUAAGCCUGUAUGGAACUUCAUAAUUUAACAUGGAGGAAAGGAGUUUAGCUAACAGGCAAAGGUAAUAUUAAUAAUCAAGUUCUAAUCUUUAAACUCAGCAAUCAACACUCUCUAACUUUAACAAUUAGAGCAACAUAGCAACAGAAAAUAACUAAAAUUAAAAUUAAAAUCCAAAUGAUUGGACAUAACUAUCACCUGAUUAUUUUAACAGAGCUUUAAAUGUUAUAUUCCCAUCCUUUUUGGGAGACUAAGAUGAUUUUAGGAGAUAAUAAAAUGAAUAAUUCCGUAAUAACUUAAUUACUCGCUUAAUCAAUAUCUCGAGAUUUGGAAUAAACGGUGAUAACUGCAGAGGUUUAACAUCUAAUCAGAAGAAUAAAUUUAUAAAAGUCAACUACAAACAAAAGCAGUAAUCUGAGUAUAAAACAUGUUCAAUCUGUAUGUGUGACUACGAAGAAGAUGAAGAGAUUAAUAUCUUAGAUUGUAUGCACAGGUAUCAUGUAGAAUGUAUUUCUAAGUGGUUUUAAUCAAGAACAACUUGCCCAGUUUGCAAAAGAGAUAUGAGUGACUAUUUGCUUUGA